This is a messenger RNA of Gallus gallus (chicken), 2699 nucleotides long. It is a transcript of the gene ADAL, whose product is annotated as adenosine deaminase like. Gene Ontology annotation, molecular function: adenosine deaminase activity. The coding region runs from base 18 to 887 and encodes 289 amino acids. Lineage: Eukaryota; Metazoa; Chordata; Aves; Galliformes; Phasianidae. Gene Ontology annotation, biological process: adenosine catabolic process; inosine biosynthetic process. The record is from RefSeq and is marked validated. The transcript has 9 exons.
GCCUCAUAGGCGCCGUCAUGGCGGCGGAGCGGGAGCGGCGCUUCUACCGGGAGCUGCCCAAAGUGGAACUUCAUGCUCAUUUGAAUGGCUGUAUCAGUUCUUCUACUAUGAAGAAACUUAUGGCCCAGAAACCAUACCUUCAGAUCCAGAAUGGAAUGACUGUGAUUGACAAAGGAAAGAAAAGAACCUUAGAUGAGUGCUUUCAGAUGUUUCAGAUAAUCUAUCAGAUUACAACAAGGACUGAAGAUAUUUUACUGAUAACUAAGGAUGUUAUUAAAGAAUUUGCUGAUGAUGGUGUCAAAUAUCUGGAAUUAAGGAGCACUCCUCGAGAAGAAGAGUCCACAGGUAUGACCAAAAGGAUGUAUGUUGAAACUGUACUUGAGGGUAUAAAGCAGUGUAAAGAAGAAGGCUUGGAUAUAGAUGUAAGAUUAUUAAUAGCAAUAAAUAGAAGAGGUGGCCCAGCAGUUGCUAAGCAGACUGUUAAACUUGCUGAAGAAUUCCUUCUUUCCACUGAUGGGGUUGUAGUAGGACUUGACCUCAGUGGUGAUCCAACUGCAGGGCAUGGUCAAGAUUUUUUGGAACCCCUCUCAGAAGCGAAAAAAGCAGGUCUGAAGCUGGCUUUGCAUCUUUCAGAGAUUCCAAAUCAAGAGGAGGAGACCAAAAUUCUCCUGGGCCUGCCUCCUGACAGGAUUGGACAUGGAACAUUUCUCAACUCUGCAACAACUGGCUCAGAAGAAUUAGUGCCACUUGUUAGACAGAAUCAUAUACCUAUUGAACUUUGCAUGACUUCAAACAUCAAAACUCAGACAGUGCCUUCCUGUGACAAACACCAUUUUGGAUACUGGUACAACAUUGGACACCCUGCAGUGCUUUGUGUAAGUUUUUAAACCAGGUUUUUAGAUAGGGCAAAAGUAGAGUAAUAUUGGAGUAUGUCUCUUUUUAUGAAUGAGAGCUGAGUUACUAACAGUUUCUGUCAUUGCAGCCUAUCGUCUGCUUAUAGCAAAUCAUAAUAUUCCAUCAGAGAAAUGCUUGUAGUAGAAAUGGGAAUGCUUAAUAUUAAUCUUCUUUUCAUUGUAAAGCAGGACAUUUUCUCUAUGUAGAUAAAUAUAAUCAGCAAAGUAUGUGGUGACAUUCUUAAAUAUUUAGAUACUGACAGAUUUCACCUAAGCAAGGGUUGAAUCACUAUAUUUUUAAGCUUGUGCUUACAUCAGCAUUUACUGUGUUGAAUAAGGCUUCUCAGAUUCUCUUGAAUUCUUCAGUAUUCAAUUCUUCAGUACUUCAGUCUGAAGAAAUUAUUUGAGCUGACCCUGUCAAAAUGCAGAGAGUCAAACAGUUUCUUCCCUGAAGAUGUAGGAAUACAGAAUUUGAUCUAGUUCCCAAAUCUGAGGCAAAGAGAAAUAAGGAGGUGAUGCAUGCAAACUAUGUAAAUCCAUGUAUAUUUGAUGUGCUUAACAGGCCAUCUUUCCAGCUAUGUUUAUAGGAAAUAAUAUUUUCUGGGUAAUUUAUGUUAUAUGUUAUAAUUUAUGUUUAAGAAGUUUUCUUGUGUGUUUGAGUGAUUUAUUAAUUGUAAGUGAAGAUAGGGCAAAGUAAGGAUGAAAUGAUAUUUAAUAGAUGGAAGAACUAGAGUAAAAUGUGAAACACAUUGAAGUAAAACUAUUUUGUAACGUGUAGUCAAAACCCUUUGACUAAUUUAACUAAUUCAAACUUUAUUUUUCUUCUGAUUUAACUCCAGACUGAUGAUAAAGGCGUAUUUGCAACAGAUCUGUCUCAAGAAUAUGAACUGGUUGCAAAAACCUUUAAUCUGACUCGAUCGCAGAUGUGGGAUCUUUCCUAUGAAUCAAUCAACUAUAUCUUUGCUUCAAAUGUAGUAAAAUCAAAGCUAAGGGAACAGUGGUGUGAACUGAAGCCAACUCUGUUUGUUUAAUCAAACAGCUGCUCUAAACAGCUUAGGUGCAUUAGCUUAAUUAGUUGUUUUAAAAAAAAGUUGGUUUUUGUUUGUUUGCUUUAAGACAAAAAUCCCUGGCUUUAGCCUUUUCCAGACAUUAGGCUUAUAAAUCUGGUCCACAAACCAUGCCAUUGUAAAAAGAAGACAGACAUGCAUCCUUUGGUAGCAAGGGCAGAAGUGAAUGACCUUUCCCAUAGUUGGGAAUAGCCCUAAAUCAGUGAUUAAAUUUCCAAAUAUAUCGUCAUGCAGUGUCUCUCUACUUGACAGGACAUUAAAAAUCAAAUAAAAUACUUGAAUGGAAUACAUUAUCUUACUAGAAACAUUGGAGUCUGAGAAUAAAGGUGCAGUUGUUAGGGUUCACACGCUGUCUGUUGGCAGCGUUAUGCCAAGCCAUGUGGAUGUGGGUUGUGGAUUUGUUUCUUAGUAUUGUUUCCAAACAGAAGUUUUAAGCACUUGAUUGAAUGUGAAGACAACCUCAGGGAGAAGGAAAUACUUAUCUCAGGGGACUUGAAUCUGCUUUUGUUAGCAUACCUGUACGACUGAAUCCUGCUGUGGGUUCUCCAGUGUGUUGGGAGUGCCUAUGGGUACACUCAAUACUGACAGUAUUUAGGAAAAGAUUAGGAUCUUGAAAGCCUUAGCAAAUGGUGACCUACUGGGAGGAAAUGGUCUAAUCCUUGAAGUGCUCUUUAUAAUUUCUAUUUGUUUAUUGUGAAAAGCAAUAAAAAUACUUUGAGUGUGCAUGUUUUCAAAACAA